AUGUAUUGGAAGGGCGAUCAGAUGUUUCUAUGUAAACUUGAAGACAAGGAUAUCCCUGCAGUGCAUUCUGACAAGUUUUCAUCCCUUAUGUCGGAGGAGUGUGGGGGGAGCAGCGCUGACCAUGGGAAGGAGCCGCAAGAGCGAGGGCAGCCUGCUCCAAGGAAGUCCGGGUGCUGCUCUGGAUGAAGAUUCGUGUUCAUCAGCUCCUCUAUCCCCAGGGUCCUCAUCGUCUCCUAACUCCAUGCCAUCCUCUGGUCUUACUCAAGGAAAAGUAUCUGCAGCAGCUGUGGCAUGGAGAUUGUAGAUAAAUACCUGCUCAAGGUAAACGACUUGUGUUGGCACGUGCGCUGUCUGUCCUGUAGUGUAUGCCGGACUUCACUGGGAAGACACACAAGCUGUUAUAUCAAAGACAAAGAUAUUUUUUGCAAGCUCGAUUAUUUCAGGCGAUACGGAACGCGGUGCUCACGUUGCGGCAGGCACAUCCACUCCACGGACUGGGUGAGGCGGGCGAAGGGUAACGUCUACCACUUGGCAUGCUUUGCCUGCUAUUCCUGUAAGAGGCAGCUGUCCACAGGGGAAGAGUUUGCUCUGGUGGAGGAGAAGGUUCUGUGCCGGGUGCAUUACGAUUGCAUGUUGGAUAACCUGAAACGAGCCGUGGAGAAUGGGAACCGUGUCAGUGUGGAAGGGGCUUUGUUGACAGAGCAAGAUAUUAAUCAGCCAAAACCGGCUAAAAGGGCUCGUACCAGCUUCACAGCAGACCAGCUCCAAGUUAUGCAAGCACAGUUUGCCCAGGACAACAAUCCGGAUGCACAGACACUACAGAAAUUGUCAGAAAGGACGGGUCUAAGCAGACGCGUAAUACAGGUCUGGUUUCAGAACUGUAGAGCGCGCCACAAGAAACAUGUUAGUCCUACUCAUUCCUCAACCGCGCCAGUUACAGCCAUUCAAUCCUCAAGGCUUUCCCCACCUAUGAUGGAGGAAAUGACCUACUCUGCAUAUGUACCUCAAGAUGGGCCCAUGCUGACCGCUCUGCACAGUUACAUGGAUGCUCACUCACCGACAGCUCUUGGGCUCCCAUCAAUGCUGCCUCACUCCAUGGCGCAACUACCUAUAAGUCACGCAUAA
Molecule: messenger RNA, 1125 nt
Organism: Staurois parvus
Lineage: Eukaryota; Metazoa; Chordata; Amphibia; Anura; Ranidae
Source: the annotation of a GenBank genome assembly